AACAUGUGAUUCUGCUCCGGCCUCGAGCGCCAUGGUUUCACGGAACCACGGAAUUAGUAUAGUUGCUGCUGUUAACUUUGUAGCAAAUAUCCCCUGUGAAUCUCACUUUCCUCCCUUCCACCACAUUUUCUAUAUCCAAGAUUCUUCAACAUGUCUAACAGACCAUUCGCACAGCUCCAAGCUGCCGCUAUUGAUGGCAGAACUAGAACUGUCUUCUAUCGCCAAAGUCAACUAGAGAAGCUUCACAAGAACCUUGUGUCGAAUGCAUCCGAAAUCGUGGACGCGAUUGUUGCAGAUGCUGGUCUUAGCCGAACAGAAGCACAGAUCGAAUUCUCGCUUGCUCUUACGGCAGUGAGAGAGCGCUUUGCGGAGCUUGAGCCAAAGAAGGAGCUUGAGAGCGAAUAUGCUGUUGCACGUGGUGAGGAUGCGGGUAGCCUACGUCUUGGAUACGGCAUUGUAUACAUCAAGGCUUCAGCCGACCACACUCCUUUCUAUUCGGCAAUCGCACCCUUGAGCGCAGCUGUUGCUGCAGGAAACUGCGUGGUUCUCCAGAUCGAGAACAGCCUUCGCAGUCUUCCAACCAUUCUGCGCAACACUCUCAAGUCUGCACUUGACAACGACACAUUCGACAUUGCACAGCAACCUGUACAAGACGCAUCCUUCCUGGGUGGCUGUCUGCAAGUAGUACAAGAUGGAUCCAUCGAUGGGCCCGCUGCACAGAACCAGCUCGUCUCAAAAGCAAGCUCAAUCACAGCAGCGAUUGUUGACAGGACGGCGAACUUUGAUGAGACAGCAAAGGCUCUUGUAAAUGCUCGCUUCUCAUACAACGGCAAGUCACCAUAUGCUCCCGACGUCAUCUUUGUCAACGAAUUCUCCAAGAAGGACUUCUUGCAAGCACUCCUCAGACACUCUGUGUCAUUCGACGAAGUAGUGGAGAGGGAGAAGUCGCCGACCAGAAGAAGUGGUCGUGAAAACGACAUCAGAGACCUGAUCUCUAGCCUACAAAAAGACGGAAGCGGUCGUGUCAUCGCACAAGAAUCCAACCGAGCAAUCCUGGAAGUUACCAAGAGGAGUACGAACCUACUCAAGAACAAGAUCAGCGAGCCGGCUCUGCUUGUACACUCUGUCAAGAGUCUUGACGAUGCCAUCGACUUCAUCAACAAUAACGGCAACGAACUGCUGGCUGCAUACCACUUUGGCGAGAAUGCCCAGUGCAAAUACCUCAGCCAGUUUGUCGCAUCGCAAGUCUCAUACGUCAACCACAUCCCAGCAGAACUUCUUGUCGGUCCUGCGUUCCCAGUCGGUCACCCCAUCACCUCGACGCGUUACCCAACCGCACUCUUCACCCGCCCGACACCCGCCUUCGUCACCAACACCACACAGUCAAAGACCGUAGAGUCAGCCCUGAACGGCGCGUCAAAAUCGGAGAAGUCGACCGCAGUACAAACGCUGUACCGUCAAGCAGUCUCAGACCUACCUUCCGCACACAAGCGACCAAAGCAAACACGCGCAGGUUUCGGCUUCUUCGAGCAAUCCAUGCUGCUGAACCUCGGCUUCGUCUUGCUGUCCACCGGUGCCACAAUCGCCGCGACUGUUAUCCUUGGAAAGCGUGCAAGAGCUUACUAUUCUCAUUAGAAUAAUUCUUGGUUGUUUUCGUUGUUGGGAAGGUCCGAUGGUGUCAAAUGGCGUGUGUCCCAAUACGCAAUUCCCAAGUCUUUUGCAAGCGAGAUGUUUGUCUGGUUUCUUUCUACCAUCAAUGUGCUUUUGACCAGCCACCUGUUUUUCUUAUCAAUAAAAACAAUUCAUCGCCUCAUAUAGCAUCACAACACAAGAUCAAUAUGCCGCUCAUCGAGAAAUCAUACCCCGCCAUCAUGAGCGCAAUCAAGGGCUCAUCACUCCCAAAAACCUCCUUCCUGGUCUUUUACUCAUCAAUCGUCGACGGCAAGAUGUGGUGUCCUGAUUGCGUCGAUGUCGAACCUUCAGUC
This is a messenger RNA of Aureobasidium subglaciale EXF-2481, 1985 nucleotides long. RefSeq lists its product as uncharacterized. Lineage: Eukaryota; Fungi; Ascomycota; Dothideomycetes; Dothideales; Saccotheciaceae. The coding region runs from base 151 to 1635 and encodes 494 amino acids. The transcript is spliced from 6 exons. Gene Ontology annotation, molecular function: oxidoreductase activity, acting on the aldehyde or oxo group of donors, NAD or NADP as acceptor. The record is from RefSeq and is a predicted model, not a curated record.